AGCAGGAAGGCUGGGCGCUGGCGGAGGAGCGGCGGCAGACGCGGGAUGGCUUCGGCGAGGAUUGACAUCAUCUCCACCCCAAAUUAGCUACCCACUGGGAGAGAGUGCCAAAUCGAGGUUGCAGCCGGUGUCUCUGGGCACCCAGAAAGGCGAGAGCCACAGUAGCAGUGGGCAGCAUGUCGGAGGAGACGCUCCUGAGCAUGGACGAGGGGACGCUCCGGAAGCUGCUGGAGGCCACCCUGGACCUGGCUGAGCGACGCCAGAUCCGGUCGGCCAUCCGGGAGCUGCGGCGACAGGAGCUGGAGCGCGACGAGGAGGCCCUGGCAUCCAAGCGCUUCCGGACCGAGCGGCGGGAGAACAAGGAGAACUUGCUCAGAUCCCGGCAGUUGGAGGAGCAACAGCAGCAAGAGAAAUCCUUGGAUCUUCUUUCCGGGAAACUCGAAAGCAUCCAGGAUGUGGAGGAAUUGACAGCCCUGUUGCGAGGGGCCAGUGAGUAUGAAGAACGCAAGCUGAUCCGCGCUGCCAUCCGCAAAUUGCGUGCUGAAGAGAUUGAGGCCUUGGCUGGGAAGGCCUAUUACAGCCAGAGGGGCCCCAAGGAGACCCUUGAAUCCAAGGGCCAAGAAGAGAAGACUGCUGACAGAGGUGUUUCGGAGGCUCAGGAGCUGGCCGAGCGGGAACUGAUCCGGGCCCAGAUCCGGGAGCUGCGGAGUCAACAGCAGUCUGAAGCCAAGGCAACAGACAUGCCAGAAGACUCUUCUCCGGGGACCUUUUUGCUCCUCGAUCCUGUUCCUCGCCAGCCUCCUUCGGAGGAAUCGGAGCAUUCCGAGUCGAGCGCCGAGGGCACUGAUGCCAGUGAUUCUGGGACAGAGGCCCAGACUGGUGCUGAGAGGCACAGCGCCACGUCCAACCCGGAAGCUGUUGAGGCUUUGAGACCUCUGGAAGAGGAUGCCAUGCUGGACCACCUUGAGUUGCCAGGCAGCAAAGGAGGAGAUGCCAACCGGGCAGAGGAGUCACAGCCGAGGCCCCCAAGUGAAAAAGAAAAGAAAGUGGGCACAAUGAACGAAGAGGCUAAUGCUCUGCCAGCAGCUGAUUCCAAGGGCCCUGCCCCCUUAGAUGCCUGCAGCUGCGAAACUGCAGCAUCCGUGCUACCUCCAAAGGGCAAUGCAGAUGCCCGCCGGGAGCAGCCUUUACAGCGAUCGGGCUCAGUCUGGGAGCAGGCACGCAAGUUCAACGCAGAGCCCUCAGUGACAAAGGCAGUGCCCCCCAAGGCCGAGGGCCCUGGCAAAGGGGCCCGGGUCCUGCAGCAGCUGCGGUCCCCAUCCAGAGAGUUGCCAGCCGGGCUGCAAACCCCCAAACGGGCAGGAGAUGUUGGCACAGAGCAGGUGCCCAAACUGGCCUCCUCCUCCUUCUCGGCCGGCCCCAAAGAGGCGGGCACUCCUAGGGGGCGGAGCCAAGGCAGCCAAUGGCUGGGCGGCAAGCUGAGGGCUGCCUCGGUUGAAAAUGCCAAGGGGAGCGCCGGCAGUGCAGAGGAGCCCGAUGCCCAGCCGGGUGGCACCUCCCGCAAACCUUUGGCACAUUCCCACCAAGACGACGAGGCCAUGAAAACCCUCUUCACCAUCGAGAUCAAGGAGGGCCGCAACCAGCCAGUCCGGAGUCAUAUUGUGGGGACGCCAGGCAACCAGCGGGCAGAGCUGACCCUGGGCUUGAGGAGCACCCCCAUCCGCAUCACCACCACCAGCAGUAGCACUGGCAGUGGGGCGGGCAGCGCCAGCAGCAGCCACCAUGGCAGCAACUCCAGCUUGCAUAAAAUGGAGGCUGAGUUGCCGGAGCUUCCCAAGACGUCGGCGGUUCCCAUUUCCCACAACGCAGAGAAAGAGAAGGCUCCGCGCGGGCACCUAAGUGCUGAGGAACUGAGCAAAAUCGAGGAGGAGGACGUGCUGGAUAAAAUGCUGGAUCAGACAACGGACUUCGAGGAGCGGCGGUUGAUCCGGGCGGCCAUGCGGGAAUUGCGCCAGAGGAAACGAGAGCAGCGCGAGAAGGAGCGGGACCAGCGGCUGCAGGAGGCCAAGGCCAAAGGGGCCACCCACACCGUGGAGACCACCGCCCGGCAGAGCGCCACCUCUGCUGAUGGAUCGGCCGUCAGCACCAUCACCAAGACCCAGCGCCUGGUCCAAUCCAAUGAUGGCAGCAAAACCUCCCGCACCAUGACCAUGGAAUCCAGCUAUGUAAAGAGAUCAGAAACAGGUGGCAACACCUUCGUCCAGACCAAGUCCUCCUUCAGUUCUUCCUCUAAGAAAGUGGGCAGCAUCUUUGAGCGUGAGGACGAGAGCCCCAGCCGGGCGGGCAGCUUGGCAGCACUGGAGCGGCGCCAGGCGGAGAAGAAGAAGGAGCUAAUGAAGGCCCAGAGCUUGCCCAAGGCCACCACUUCGCAGGCGCGCAAGGCCAUGAUCGAGAAGAUGGAGAAGGAGGGCGGGAGCCCGGCAAACCCUGCUGUGUCACGGGUGGCUGUCCAGCGCUCUGCCAGCUUCGGGGUACCCAAUGCCAACAGCAUCAAGCAGAUGCUCCUGGACUGGUGCCGUGCCAAGACCCGGGGUUACGAUCACGUCGACAUCCAGAACUUCUCUUCCAGCUGGAGUGACGGCAUGGCCUUCUGCGCCCUGGUCCACAACUUCUUCCCCGAGGCGUUCGAUUAUGCCCAGCUCUCGCCGCAGGACCGGCGACGCAACUUUGAGAUGGCCUUCUCGGCGGCAGAGACACAUGCGGAGUGCCCCCAGUUGCUGGACGUGGAGGACAUGGUCCGGAUGCGGGAGCCCGAUUGGAAGAUGCUGGUGGACUGUGUGCCCUUGGUGGACGUGGAGGACAUGAUGAUCAUGGGCAAGCGCCCUGACGCCAAGUGCGUCUUCACGUACGUCCAGUCCCUCUACAACCACCUGCGGCGCCACGAGCUCCGCAUGCGGCAGCAGCAGUCCUUCUAGCCUCCCUCCUUCGCCCGCCCCAAGCGCCCACCCAAAGGCCCGCCACCCGGGGACAGCUUUGCCCGCAACGCCACACCGCUCUUGCCCCUCUUUGUCCUCCUCCUCGGCAACAGCGUGGGGUUGGCAGGGCCCUUGACCCUCUUGUGCCCGCCCCGAAGGGUUGGCAGGACUUCCGUCGGGAACUGAGGACCUCCACGCGUGCUUCUGAUAUAAUGAUGAUGAUGUCUUGUAAGUUAUUCCUUUUUAAAAAAAGAAAAACAUUGCCUCCGCUGUGCCACGACCCACCCCUUCAGUCCCAAGCUCGCCGCUGAAAAUUGUUUAAAGUUCCAACUACAAACCGGAGUGGAUGCUUGGGGGGUUGAAGCCUUCAUUGGUAAAGUGGCGGCCCUGCUCAUGCCAGAAAGGCCACUCUUUGGGACUACAAAUCUGAGAAUCCUCCAAUUGGGGAUUUUUGGGGAGAUGUAGUCCUAAACAGUAGCUGGAAAUUGCAUUCAGUCGGGUCAGGCGCUUGGUCCUUUUUGCUUACAACUGGCAUCUCUGACUGGUAAAGAGCUCAAGUUUUGCCAGAUGUUGGAGUUCAAGCUGCACUCCAAGCCUAUGGUCCUCCACUCACCUCCAAAGAAAAUGCAGCAUUCCCAGUGGACUCAGGCAAAAGCAAACUGCUGCAGCGCAGGCCCUCGUUUCCAUCUGUGAAACGUCAAAGGGCACGUCACUGGUGCUUUCCCAAUUGGUCAGGCAUCCGUUCCAGGUUUUAGUCUCAGCUUUAGAUAAUCUAUUUCGAAGGUCGAGUUCAGCACCUUGGCAGUUUGGGCUAAAAUCCAGAGCGGAUUGAGGAUUUGUACUCCCAGAGUCCUUUUAGCUUCUGAGUCAGCCAAAAUGGAGACCAGGUUUGGCAUUGGCAUAGAUGCCGGCCCCUUUCUGCCAGCUGUUCCAGCCAAGAGAUGCCUAGUGUGCCAGUCCUUGUGGCAGCCCAACGUUUGCCCGCUGCUUCUGGAUGGGGAGCCACCAAUGGGUUUUAUUUGUGUGUAUCAAACAGCAUCUGUUACAGAGUCUCACUUUGGGGCUCAGAGCUUGGGGUAUGACAUGCGUGGGGAUGACAACUCCCAGAAUCCCCCAGGAGUUGGGCUCUUCCUCCUGCACUGCUCUGGGCCACGCACUGGCUUCUUGCUGUUUGAGCACCGCACGAGAAUGUAUGUAUCGGGCACCAAGUGAGACAAUAAAAGUUUGGAUCGACCCUU
This is a messenger RNA of Anolis sagrei ordinatus, 4213 nucleotides long. The record is from RefSeq and is a predicted model, not a curated record. NCBI's taxonomy places the organism in Eukaryota, Metazoa, Chordata, Lepidosauria, Squamata, Anolidae.